Lodderomyces beijingensis is the source of this 866-nucleotide messenger RNA. Lineage: Eukaryota; Fungi; Ascomycota; Pichiomycetes; Serinales; Debaryomycetaceae. The record is from the annotation of a GenBank genome assembly.
AUGCAGAUAUCCGGUCUCUUGGGCCUUCAAAGCGUUUUAUUCAACAGUAACUACUUGGAACCUAUAGUUACAACGACUGUGAAAACCAAUGAAUACAGACCAGUGGUCAUCUGGCACGGCCUCGGAGAUAAUUACAACGCCUCUGGGAUACACAAGGUCCAAGAGCUCGUAAGUGACUUGUAUCCGGGUAUUUUCACUUACUCAAUCUACAUUGACGAGGAUCCUUCUGUCGACCAGCAGAGAUCCUUAUUUGGAGACGCGAAUAAACAAGUUGACCAAGUAUGCCAACAAUUCCAAGAAAUCCCAGAGUUGGCGUCUGCAGAGUCCAUCGAUGCUAUUGGAUUCUCUCAAGGCGGAGUGCUCCUUCGAGGCUUGAUUGAAAGGUGCCCCGGUGUUCGAGUUAACAAUUUCAUCACGUUUGGUAGUCCGCACAUGGGAGUAAUGGAAAUGCCAUUGUGCAAAAACGAUAAGGAUUGGAUAUGCAAGAGAAGAAACCAGUUUUUGAAACGACAGGUUUGGUAUGACAAUGUCCAGAAAGCCAUUCUUCCUGCUCAAUACUUUAGAGAUCCAUUUAACUUGGACGAAUACCUAGAGCACUCUUACUUCUUGGCCGAUAUAAAUAAUGAAAGGACGACUAAAAACUCAACUUACUCAAAUAGGUUUGCCAACAUCAACAAGUUAUUGUUGGUGACCUUCACCAAGGACACCACCGUUGUGCCAAAGGAAAGCGCAAUGUUCUGCGACGUGGACGCCAACUCGAAGCAAACGGUUCCGUUUGAUCAGACCGAGUUGUACCUCAAGGACUAUAUUGGGUUGAAACAAUUGCACGAGCGAAAUGCAAUUGAAUUUUUCACAAUCGAAGCUGA